UGACCCUUCUCCGCCUACGCUGAUCCCAUUGUCUUCCUCUUCACGUUCCAACUUCUAUUAGGGUUUUUCUGUCUAAAUCUCGAUCGAUCCAAGACGAAAAGAAAAAAAAAAUAGGGUCUUUUUUCUCACACAAUUAGGGGGGUUUCGGAGAGCAUAGGAAGAGAAUAUGCCUUCGUUACCCUUUGAAUCGAUUUUGCUCCCUUUGAUCCCUUCUUCCACUCAUUCUCAUGUUGGUUUAUGUUUAUGUUCCCAUCGUUUGAAACAUCUUCAAAAGAGCGAUCGUCGUGGUUUAAAGCUCGUCAACUGAUUGCUGUAACCGUCUUUAGAAAGCUAGCUAGGACUGUUUGUAUUCAUUGGUGUUAUAAAAGGACCAUGUUGGGUUCCCGAGAGGUAGAUGAUUUGAGUGACCUUAAACAGGCAGUACUUGGUGCUUGUUUGAAAGAAUGUGUUGGGGGUGAUACGAGUGGUGUGGACGAUUUACUUGAGCAAGGACAUCAAAGCAAACCUCCACAGAAGUGUUUAGGCAAGCGUGCCUCAUUAUCUACUAGAGUCUCUACUCCUGAAGAUGAUGUUGAUGAAAUCGAAACUUCAUUGAGGUGGCUAUUCUCAGAGGAUUUGGCGCAGUCAUCUUGGUCCUGUUCAGCUUCUUUCCCCACUCCAUUGAAGCUAGUGUCUGCCCUCAAAGGUAGCCGUCAAAAACAGGGAUUACCAACUAAGGAGCUGACAGUGACAUGGGCCCCUGAUGUUUAUGAUCCUCUUCCAACAUCCGUUUUGCACACAGUUAGAGGCAAAAAGCAGCAGAAGUCGAAGAAGAACAAUGAUAAGAAGAAAAAAGGAAAGAAAUGGCACAAGGGCAACAACUCCUUGCGUGGUGGUGGUAAAGACAACAAACAGUUUCACAGAGGUGGUGGGAGUUUGGAUAAGUGGUAUAACUACAAACCACUUGAGCUUCAUGGCACGGUAGUCAACAAUGCCUCAGGCAACCUUGAUGGUUUUAAGGUUGGCAGUACAGACCCCUACUGUGGGACUAGUUAUCUGAAAAAUUCACUCACUAGAAUGCACUACUCUGUGGCGGAGGCUUUAUGACUAAGGCUCUUGCUUUUAACGGUUCCUGUAGAUAAAUAAUCCCUUUUUUCUGCCCUCUCGUAUGAAUAUUUGAACAGUUGCCUUUAGGUUGCAAUUUGCUAUGCUAUGAUCUUUUUGAUAAUGGUGUGGAUUUGAAAGUUUUGUUCAGUGCGCUGUUUGUGCUGUGUAGGAGGCAGCACUUGAACAGCUUGAUUGCCUUCUUGCUUUGUGAAAUAGUAUAUUUUGUUUGAUCCAAAUAGUAGACAGUGAGAUUGUAUUGGAAUCUUAUGCUCUUAUUUUUUAUUAUUAGCUUUGUGAACUAAACAUAGCAUUUCAUCUA
Messenger RNA from Gossypium raimondii (Peruvian cotton), 1405 nucleotides. RefSeq lists its product as uncharacterized. The record is from RefSeq and is a predicted model, not a curated record. The transcript is spliced from 4 exons. Bases 238 to 1086 code for a protein of 282 amino acids. NCBI's taxonomy places the organism in Eukaryota, Viridiplantae, Streptophyta, Magnoliopsida, Malvales, Malvaceae.